Molecule: messenger RNA, 1971 nt
Organism: Cygnus atratus (black swan)
Lineage: Eukaryota; Metazoa; Chordata; Aves; Anseriformes; Anatidae
Gene: SET
Product: SET nuclear proto-oncogene
Exons: 8
Coding region: 258-1091 (277 amino acids)
Biological process (GO): nucleosome assembly
Cellular component (GO): nucleus; chromatin
Molecular function (GO): histone binding; chromatin binding
Source: RefSeq, a predicted model, not a curated record
GCGGCGGCGACUCUGGCUGUGGGGAGCGUGAGGCAGCGCGGGCGCCGCUGGUACCCGGGAGCCCCAGGUCCGGCCGGAGGAGGCGGGAGCGGCCCGGAGGAGGAGGAGGAGGAGGAGGAGGAGGGAGCCUGAGCGGCGGCGGCAGGAGGAGGCGGCAGCAGGAGGAGUCAGCGCCCGGCCCCCCCCCUCCCCUCCUCUCCCCCCCGCUCAGUCCCGUUACGGCCCCCCCCCGCCCUCCGCGCUCCGCAGCCACCACCAUGUCGGCGCCGGCGGCCAAAGUCAGUAAGAAGGAGCUCAACUCCAACCACGAUGGGGCCGACGAGACCUCAGAAAAAGAGCAACAGGAAGCAAUUGAACACAUUGAUGAAGUACAGAAUGAAAUAGACAGACUGAAUGAACAAGCCAGUGAGGAAAUUUUGAAAGUAGAACAGAAAUACAACAAACUCCGCCAACCAUUCUUCCAGAAGAGGUCAGAAUUGAUCGCCAAAAUCCCAAAUUUCUGGGUAACAACAUUUGUCAACCACCCACAAGUAUCUGCACUGCUGGGAGAAGAAGACGAAGAAGCACUGCAUUAUUUGACCAGAGUUGAGGUGACAGAAUUUGAAGACAUCAAAUCAGGUUACAGAAUAGAUUUUUAUUUUGAUGAGAAUCCAUACUUUGAAAAUAAAGUUCUCUCCAAAGAGUUUCAUCUGAAUGAAAGUGGAGACCCAUCUUCAAAAUCAACUGAGAUCAAAUGGAAAUCUGGGAAGGAUCUGACAAAACGUUCAAGCCAGACACAGAACAAAGCCAGUAGGAAGAGGCAGCAUGAAGAGCCAGAAAGUUUCUUUACCUGGUUCACUGACCACUCUGAUGCAGGGGCUGAUGAACUAGGAGAAGUCAUCAAGGAUGACAUCUGGCCAAAUCCACUGCAGUACUACUUGGUUCCUGAUAUGGAUGAUGAAGAAGGGGAAGGAGAGGAGGAUGAUGACGAUGAUGAAGAGGAAGAAGGAUUGGAGGAUAUUGAUGAAGAAGGAGAUGAAGAUGAGGGGGAAGAAGAUGAAGAUGAUGAUGAGGGAGAGGAAGGCGAGGAGGAUGAAGGAGAAGACGACUAAUUGAACACUGAUGGAUUCCAACCCCCCCCCCCCCUUUUUACCUUUUUAAUUUUUCUCCAGUCCCUGGGAGCAAGUUGCUGUCUUUUUUUUCUUGUGCUCAGUCGCCUUGUUCUCUUGAGGUCUCUUUUUCUCUCCUCUACACCAUGGUUCACAAUUUAUUUUGGGGGAAAUACCUUGAGCAGAACACAGUGGAAAAGAAUCUACCGGUUUCUGUUUCAAGUUCAUUUUUAUCCCUUUCUGUCUCAAAACAAAAACUGUUUAUGGAAUCAACACACCAUGUUCUGUGGGAAAAAAGAAAACCUUCUGCUCCCUUCACUCUGCUGGAAGCUGAAGAGUGCUAGGCCCCUGUGUAGUAGUGCAUAGAAUCUAGCUUUUUUCCUUCUUUCUCUGUAUAUUGGGCUCAGAGAUUACACUGUGUCUCUAUGUGAAUAUGGACAGUUAGCAUUUACCAACAUGUAUCUGUCUACUUUCUCUUGUUUAAAAAAAAAAAGAAAAAUAAAAAAAAAUGGGGUUAUAGAAGGUCAGCUGGGGUGGGUUUCAGAUGUUUGGGUGGGUUAAGUGGGCAUUUUGACAACAUGGCUUCUUCUCCUUUGGCAUGUUUAAUUGUGAUGUUUAACAAACAUCCUCGCAGUUUAAGAUGACACUUUUAAAAUAAAAUCUUCUCCUAAUGAUGACUUUGAGCCCUGCCACUUGAUGGAGAAUCAGAGCAGAACCUGUAGGAUCUUAUUUGGAAUUGACAUUCUCUAUUGUAAUUUUGUUCUUGUUUAUUUUUAAAUUCUUUUUUUUUUUUGUUUCACUGGAAAGGAAAGAAAGAUGCUCAGUUUUAAACGUUAAAGUGUACAAGUUGCUUUGUUACAAUAAAACUAAAUGUGUACACAAA